AUCACAACCUAAAAUCACAAAGCAAACAUGAGACUUCAAUUCAAAUAUAAAACUGGGCAGUUUAUCCCAAACACUCAUCCUUUCCCUACCCCAGAAGAAACAGUGCGAAGCACUUGAAAAAAAAAACCUAUGGCACAUUGCUUUGUUUGGAUAUCAUACAAACCCCAACCAACUUCCAAAAAGAAUCACUUUAUACAAACCCAGAAGUCAUCCUUUCCUCUUCUCCUCCUCAUGCAUACCCAUCAUUCAUUCACAUAUAUAACCUUCCACAUUCAUCAAUUUAAUGUUCACUCACAUUCUAAACUCAACUUUAACAAAAACUAUUAGUAUCAUUCAUCAUGUCAUUGAGUCCUCCUAGAGAAAGAAGCAUGAAUGGCCAAACAAGGACUUACCAACUCUACUGGUGCUUCCGCUGCAACCGCACGGUCCGUCUCGCACGUGACAACCCAACCGGCAUCACGUGCCCGCGCUGCUCCGACCAAUUCCUCACCGAAAUCACCGUCCCAAGGCCCCGCCUCGUCGUCGACUUCACCGCCCACGACCCAUCCCCGGAAGCCCGCUUGCUCGAAGCCCUCUCCCUCAUGCUCGACCCACCCAUCCGCCGCUUCGACGGCACCGCCGCCGACUUCAGAACCCGACGCCCCUCCCGCCGUUUCCCACCGCCCGACGAAACAGAAACCCCCAUCUGGCUCCCUCGCCACCGCCGCCGCAGUUCGGAUCCAACCCGACCCGAUGGUUAUGGAGCCGGGUCCGGACCCAGAUCGACCCAGCCUCGCACAUGGGUCAUUCUUCAACCCUUCGACGCUCCCGGCACGCUGGAGCCGGUUGUCCCGGGCGGCGUGGACACGAGAGACUACUUUGCCGGGCCGGGGCUCAACGAGCUGAUCGAGCAGCUGACGGAGAAUGACCGGCAGGGUCCGGCGCCGGUGCCGGUGCCGGAGAGAGUGAUCGAGGCGGUUCCAAGGGUGAGGAUCGAGAGCGGGCAUUUGAAGGAGAAUCCGCAUUGUCCUGUUUGCCAGGAGGAUUUCGAGGUGGGUGGUGAAGCGAGGGAGCUUCCAUGUAAGCAUGUUUAUCACUCUGAUUGCAUUGUUCCUUGGCUCAGGCUUAACAAUUCUUGCCCCGUUUGCCGCAAUGAGAUACCCGUUUCGUGUUCUGAGGAGGAGGAGGAGGGUGAGGAGGGUGACGGUGGAGGAGGGAGGUUACGACGGUGUUUGCGGUGGACGCGGCUUUCUUCUCUGUGGCCUUUUCAUGGAAGAAGGUAUCAUCAGAGGGUUCAUCCUGCUGCUGCUUCUUCAUCGGGUGAUGCCACUAAUCCAAGGCAGCAGCACUCUUGCUGCAUUCUUUAAGCCAUCCGAUGAUUAACUUCAGCUUGAGGUUCAAGUGCUGCUUAUGAUUGUGAAUUGUGAGACUAUGAUCGCUAUAGACAAGAAAUCGUGGUCAAGAGUAAGUUAAUCUGACAUAAUUAGUAGCCUGCAUUGUUUGUAUGCCUUGCAAACUCCUGUUACAUUGUUUAUAGGAAUGCUUCUGAAUGAAGCUUGUAUAACAGGAAUACAUUUUGCAAGAGAUAACAUGGACUUGCUAUCCAAACCUCAGAAGAAAAGAAAAUGAAAAAGGCCAGAUACUUCAAAGUUGGACAUCAGUGUAACACAGUCAAUUGUGUAAAGUGUGCUUUUUCUAUCGACAGACGAAUUUAUUCUUCACUUAACAUGAAAUUGUAGAUAGUUAAAUACAUAUUUAUUUAGUAUGGAAUUAUGAAUGU
Messenger RNA from Lotus japonicus, 1759 nucleotides. Its product is annotated as E3 ubiquitin-protein ligase RING1. The transcript is spliced from 2 exons. The record is from RefSeq and is a predicted model, not a curated record. The coding region runs from base 339 to 1346 and encodes 335 amino acids. Gene Ontology annotation, cellular component: cytoplasm. Gene Ontology annotation, biological process: protein ubiquitination. Gene Ontology annotation, molecular function: ubiquitin protein ligase activity. NCBI's taxonomy places the organism in Eukaryota, Viridiplantae, Streptophyta, Magnoliopsida, Fabales, Fabaceae.